This is a messenger RNA of Teleopsis dalmanni, 508 nucleotides long. RefSeq lists its product as uncharacterized. Lineage: Eukaryota; Metazoa; Arthropoda; Insecta; Diptera; Diopsidae. The record is from RefSeq and is a predicted model, not a curated record.
GACUGAUAUUUAUAAAAUUUUAGUAAAGAUGAUGCUGAAAAUAUCGUCAGUCAAGCUUAAUCGCCUCGGAAAUGUCUAGAAGAAGACACAAAGUAUAGGAGCAAAGGAGCAACAACAUAUUGGCCAACUAAAAAAAUUUAAAAACAAAACAACAAAGUGGGCAAGUAUUGGUUACGAGCUAUGGAUAAAUUCGCAAUCGUUUAUAUUGGCACUCAAGUGGAAAGUGGACAAAAAAGGCGAUAGAAAAUUUACAAUUUUACAAGCGGAGCUGCAAUUUAUAAAAACGCCGUAUGAUGACGAAAUGGCACAAAUUAUAGCGCAAGAUGACUCACUGUGCCUUGAAGUAGCAAUUGCGCCUGGUAGAGUUUUUCGAAAAUUUGCCAUUUCAGGACGCACCACAGAAAUGUCUACUUUAAGUUCCUCAUCAUCGUCUCCUAUUCAAUUAUUUUCACGUACUACGAAAAGAAAAACAGAGCAAGAGAAAUAUUUUAAUAAGUAUUUUGAUUUG